AUGACAAACGACAAAUCUUGGACCACAUUGCGAAAUCGUAGAUGUCCACAAUAUUGGGCUGGUCUAAAUGCAUUUUUAGAGAUGGCCUCGAAAUGUAAAGAUUGUGAUGGUAGAAUUAGGUGCCCAUGUGUAAGAUGUGUGAACAAUAGGCUUCAAACUUUACCUGUUGUGAAAGCACAUAUAUUCGAUUGGGGUUUUUUUACUGGUUACGAGAAGCGGACUUACCACGGGGAAGCAGAAUCUAGUGCGACUAAUGCAAUGAAUGACCAUGAUGCCGCUGAUGAUGAUACUGAAAUUGACGAGAUGAUUCCGAUAGUGGAUGACUUCCUUCAGCCGUCAUUCGAAAUGGAUGAUAAUCCAGAUGUAAAUCAAUGGCGCGACGAAUUAUUUGAAGAAAUUGAGGCCGAGUUGUAUCCUUGUUGUGAUUGGAUAUCUUCUCUUAACUUUUUGGCAAAGUUAUUGCAUUUGAAAGUUAGGGGAAAGAUUCCUAACAACAUAUUUGAUGAAUUACUGAAGUUAUUAAAAUUUGCUUUUCCAAAGGAAAAUAAAAUUCCAUCAAACUAUUAUGAUGCCAAGAAAAAAUUGAAAAAAUUAGGGUUGGGGUAUGAGUCAAUUCAUGUAUGCAAGCACAAUUGCUGUUUAUUUUACAAUGAACAUGCAAAUGAAGAUUCAUGUCCAGUCGGUGGCACUAGUAGAUGGAUAACUUCAGAAAAUUUAGGAGCAAAAAAGGUGCCUCAUAAGGUGAUGCGUUACUUUCCGUUAAUUCCGCGACUGAAGAGACUCUAUACUUCAAAGCAUACGGCAAAAUACAUGGUAUGGCACCACAGUGGUAAAUCAAAAGAAGAGGGUGUAAUGCGACACCCUGUGGAUGGUGCAGCGUGGAAGGACUUUGAUGCCAAACACCCUGAUUUUGCUAGUGAACCUCGAAAUGUUCGUCUCGGUUUAGCUGCCGAUGGCUUUAAUCCAUUUGGCAACAUGAGCCAAGCUUACAGUAUGUGGCCUGUAGUUUUGGCGAACUAUAAUCUUCCACCUUGGUUAUGUAUGAAAGAUAAUAAUUUUAUGUUGACCAUUCUUAUUCCUGGAGAUAAAUCACCCGGAAUGGACAUAGACAUAUUUUUAAGACCCUUGGUGGAUGAGUUGAAGGAGUUGUGGGUUAACGGAGUAGAUACGAGAGAUUGUCGAACCAACACUGUCUUCAAGUUGCGUGCAGCUCUUUUGUGGACAGUGAAUGAUUUUCCUGCUCGUAGUUAUUUGUCUGGUUGGAGUGGUCAGGGAUAUAAAGCUUGUCCUACUUGCAAUGAAGAUACAUCUUCUAUUCGAGUAAUUGGUAAGACAUCUUACGUGGGUCAUAGAAGAUUUUUGCCAAAUAACCAUCGAAUGAGAAGGGAUACUCAAUUUGACGGCCAAAUUGAGAGAAGACCUCCUUUAAGAUGUUUUACUUGUGAAGAAGUAUUAGAACAAGUAAACAAACUCCCACCCCACCUCCCAGGAAAUCAUGAGCUCUUGGUGGUGUGA
Messenger RNA from Cannabis sativa, 1515 nucleotides. RefSeq lists its product as uncharacterized. The record is from RefSeq and is a predicted model, not a curated record. The transcript has a single exon. Bases 1 to 1515 code for a protein of 504 amino acids. Lineage: Eukaryota; Viridiplantae; Streptophyta; Magnoliopsida; Rosales; Cannabaceae.